AUGGUCGAGCAAGAGAAAGAGAUGGGAAGAGUCAAUGAAGAGCUUACAGAUAUACGUGGGAAUAUAGGUCAAAUCAUGGAGAUGUUGCAAGUAAUACGUGCAAAGAUGGAUACUCAACCCACAAUUGUUUCUGAGAUCGUCAAUCUGGUGAUUACUCCUCAGCCAGCAGUUACUACUCCAGCAACUUGGCCUCCCUUUGGUCUUCCUUAUGGUUUUGUGCCUCCUCCUCAAGGACAGUCCACUCAACACACAGUUCCAUUAACUACUGAAGUUAAUCAAGUGAUUCCUACUUUUGCACCCACUGCCUUGCACACUCGAGUUCAACCGUACUUCGAUGAUCAUCAACAAGUGUACGAUAUACCUGAUAUGUCUGAAGAAGGUGAUGAAAGACAUGAAAACCUAAGAGAAAAUGUUGAAACCAUUGAGAAAAGGCUAAGACCAAUGGAAGGUGAUCAGAUCUUUGGUGCUGCUGCCAGAGAAAUGUGCCUUGUAUCUGGAUUGGUGAUCCCCGCAAAAUUCAAGACACGCAACCUUGAUCAAUAUGAAGGAGCUACUUGUCCUAAAAGUCACCUCAUCAUGUAUUAUAGAAAGAUGGAAGCUCACGUGGACAAUGACAAACUCAUGAUCCACUGUUUCCAAGACAGUUUGAAAGGUGCCUCUUCCAAAUGGUACUUAACCCUUGAUCAGACUCGCAUCCGUUGUUUCCAAGAUUUGUCUGAUGCUUUCAUCAAACAAUAUAAGUACAAUAUGGAUCUAGCUCCUGAUAGAAGGCAAUUGUUGAGCAUGUUCCAAAAGGAUUCUGAAUCCUUUAAAGAAUAUGCACAAAGGUGGAGAGAGACUGCAUCUCAAGUGGAACCUCCAUUAACUGAAAAAGAAUUGGCAUAUUGGUUCGUCGACACAGUGCGACCAGAAUUUUUUGAAAGGAUGGUGGGAAGCGUGACUGCAAGUUUUUUUGACUUGGUGGCCGUGGGUAUCAAAGUGGAACUUGGCUUAAAAAAUGGCAAGAUGAUUAUUUCAUCUAAUAAUUCCAACAAUAACAACAAUACCAAGAAAUUCUCUAGUAGUUUCCAUAAGAAAAAGGAAGGAGAAACAAAUGCAGUGAUGGGUAGUAGAAGAAAGAAUCAGCCUUGGAAAAAGCAACAAUAUUUUGCUCAACAACAUUAUGUUCAACAACCACAAUUUUCUCAACAGCCGUAUGUAGUAGCUAUUACACCGACUUUCAAUCAUCAAGUCCUAGUGCAUCAGUCAACUCAAGCAGUUCCGAUCUUUCAAACAACACCCAAUGUUCCAACAUAUCAACAAGCGCCCAACGCUCCAGCUUAUCAACAAAGGACUCCAGCUCCGCGCCAAAAUGCUCCAUUUCAAAAUAGAAGACAAGGUGGAAAACCUCUGAUUCCUCAGAUCCCCAUGUCUUACACUGAAUUAUAUCCGUCAUUGUUGAAGAAAGGGUUAGUUGUUCCGAGACCUUUGGGACCUCCACCAGAUCCUCUCCCACCAUAUUACAAUCCCAAUGCACAUUGUCUGUUCCAUGAAGGUUCCCCAGGGCAUGAUUUGGAAGGUUGUUAUGUCUUAAAACAUAUUGUGAGGGAAUUGAUUAAGAAAAAGAUUCUUUCAUUUGGGGAUACCAGUCCGAAUGUCAAAAAUAAUCCUUUGCCCACUCAUGGGUCUGUAAAUGCUAUUGAUGAUGAGUCUGAUGAAGGUCUAAUUCUGGAUGCAACCAAAAUCAAGACUCCGCUCAGAGAUUUUCAUGCAAAGUUAGUGGAGGCAGGUUUAUUGAAGAAUUACCAUAAGAGUUGUGAAGAAUGUACUAUUGGUCCUAAAGGAUGUGAAAUGGUCCGAAAGGAUAUUCAAGAAUUGAUUAACCAAGGUGUGUUGCAAGUAAGCGGUCGUAUGAAAAAGAAUGAGGUAGCAGUGAUUGAACCCAUCUUCAAUCUACCUGAGUUAAGUACUACAACACCAAUCUUCAAUAUUCCAGAGCCAAUAUUCAACAUUCUAGAUUCUACUUUUGUUAAGCCAAUUUUUAACAUUCCAGAAUCAGUUGAACCAAUCUUCAAUAUGCCUAAUCCAGUGGUUGUCCAAAGGCCUAGCUCUUUUCCUUUUAAGAAUACUAAAGCAGUUCCUUGGAAGUAUGAUACAUCUGUGGUUAACCAAAGGUCUGACAAAGUAGGUCAUAAAAAAGGUCUAAAUAUUGCAAGCACUGAUAUAGCAGUGGGAAGUAGAAUGACUCGCAGUGGUUACAUUUAUACCCCUCAGUUCAACUUGGCUCCGCCAAUUCCACCAAAAGAAACCACCAUUACUGUUACCGACAAAGGCAAAGAGGUGAUCACAAAAGAUGAAGACGCUGAAUUUCUGAGGAUUAUCAAGAAGAGUGAUUACAAGAUUAUUGAUCAGCUGCAUCAAACUUCUUCAAAGAUAUCCAUUUUGUCUCUUCUCAUGAGUUCUCCAGCUCAUAGGAUUGCCUUGUAG
Molecule: messenger RNA, 2466 nt
Organism: Lathyrus oleraceus (garden pea)
Lineage: Eukaryota; Viridiplantae; Streptophyta; Magnoliopsida; Fabales; Fabaceae
Exons: 1
Coding region: 1-2466 (821 amino acids)
Source: RefSeq, a predicted model, not a curated record